Molecule: messenger RNA, 1229 nt
Organism: Amaranthus tricolor (Joseph's coat)
Lineage: Eukaryota; Viridiplantae; Streptophyta; Magnoliopsida; Caryophyllales; Amaranthaceae
Product: bifunctional dTDP-4-dehydrorhamnose 3,5-epimerase/dTDP-4-dehydrorhamnose reductase-like
Exons: 2
Coding region: 103-1014 (303 amino acids)
Biological process (GO): S-adenosylmethionine biosynthetic process
Cellular component (GO): methionine adenosyltransferase complex
Molecular function (GO): methionine adenosyltransferase regulator activity
Source: RefSeq, a predicted model, not a curated record
UUUUUUCUCAAUUUAAACAGCGAGAGAAAGACCUCAGAUUCAUACAUUCAACUCUUCUUCUUCCUCGAUUCCUCAUCCCAUUAUCUCUCCUUCCUCCAAAAAAUGGGUUCCGCAGGAAACGUUACAUCAGACACCCAAUCCCUCAACUUCCUAAUCUAUGGUCGAACCGGUUGGAUCGGCGGUUUAUUAGGCAAAAUCUGCGAAUCCCAAGGAGUCAAAUACACUUAUGGUUCAGGAAGGUUAGAGAACCGAGCUUCUUUAAUGGCUGACAUCGCUGCUAUUAAACCCACCCAUGUAUUUAACGCUGCUGGAGUUACUGGUCGUCCUAAUGUUGAUUGGUGUGAGUCUCAUAAGGUUGAGACUAUUCGUAUUAAUGUUACUGGGACUAUCACUUUAGCUGAUGUUUGCCGUGAAAAUGGUCUUAUUUUGAUUAAUUACGCUACUGGUUGUAUUUUUGAGUAUGAUGAUAAACAUCCUAUUAAUUCUGGGAUUGGGUUUAAGGAAGAAGAUACUCCUAAUUUUGUUGGGUCUUUUUAUUCCAAGACUAAAGCUAUGGUUGAGGAAUUACUCAAGAACUAUGAAAACGUGUGCACAUUGAGAGUCCGGAUGCCAAUCUCUUCAGACUUAUCUAAUCCACGUAACUUCAUCACCAAGAUCACCCGCUAUGAGAAGGUAGUUAACAUUCCAAACUCGAUGACAAUCUUAGAUGAACUCCUUCCCAUCUCCAUCGAGAUGGCAAAGAGGAACCUUACAGGAAUCUACAACUUCACAAACCCUGGAGUUGUCAGCCACAACGAGAUUCUCGAGAUGUACAAAGAAUAUAUCGACCCCAGCUUCACAUACAAAAACUUUACCCUCGAGGAGCAGGCUAAGGUGAUCAUUGCUCCAAGAAGCAACAACGAACUCGACACCACCAAAAUGAAGCAAGAAUUCCCUGAACUUCUACCCAUUAAGGAGUCUCUUAUUAAGUAUGUGUUUGAGCCCAACAAGAAGACAGCUGAGGUUGCUGCCUGAAAAUAGUCUUAGAUCAGAACCUUUGUAUUGGUAUUGUUUGAAGGGGGAUUGCAUUAUUUUCAGUCAUUUUAGCCAUUCUUGUUCUUGAUAAAACUGAUUGUUUCCGUUAGAUACUUCUCUAUUUUUAUUUCUUUUUUGUCAAUCAAAAAGAAAAGGAGUGAUAUUUUGUAUUUGCAAAAAUUGGAUUUUCAAUAAGAUUGUUGAGGUUGAUUUAA